This is a messenger RNA of Cydia fagiglandana, 1275 nucleotides long. It is a transcript of the gene Vps37B, whose product is annotated as vacuolar protein sorting-associated protein 37B. Gene Ontology annotation, cellular component: ESCRT I complex. The transcript has 3 exons. Gene Ontology annotation, biological process: protein targeting to membrane; protein targeting to vacuole; ubiquitin-dependent protein catabolic process via the multivesicular body sorting pathway. Bases 210 to 863 code for a protein of 217 amino acids. Lineage: Eukaryota; Metazoa; Arthropoda; Insecta; Lepidoptera; Tortricidae. The record is from RefSeq and is a predicted model, not a curated record.
AGCUGUACCAAUAACUGUCAAGUGACAAAGGGAGGAUCGAGAUCGUUUUCAUCUAUCCAGAUUCUAUUCUGAUCUAUUGUUUAACUCCAUAUUUUUAUCUUUUUUAGUUAUGUGUAUUGCAUCAAAGUCACAAGGUUUCCGUAAAUUCAAUAACAGUGUAGUUUAAGGCUGCGUUAACUUGUUGAUUAGCUAUCAAAACACAAGCAAAAAUGAUUCAACCAGAUUACACUUCGGCAAUGGGUUUGCUUUCUCAUCUCAAUUCUGAUGAAUUGAAAGAAAUAUUAAACGACGACUCUAAAUUUGAUUCUGUGCUUAAAGAUGUGAAACAGGUAAAAGACUGGGAAACCGAGAAGGAGAUGAUAAUAGCUAGCAACCGGUCCCUAGCCGAGUUCAACCUGAAGAUGGAGCCGCAGUUGCAGGAGCUCAAAGCAGCGGUGCAGGAGCGCUCCGAGGAGGGAGAGGCACUCUGCAGUCGUAUACAGGAACUGCUAGAAGAGUAUAAAUCAAAAUCAGCCGGAAUCUCACUUGACACAACACAAGCACUGCUCCAGACAAGUGCUGCUGAAUCUGAGGAAAAGUCUGAAGAAAUAGCACAGGACUAUCUAUCAGGAAAGAAAUACGAUGUAGAGCAGUUCUUAGAGGCCUUCGAACCUGUCCGCAAGCAAAUGCAUCUGAGAAAAUUUAAAGCAGAGAAAAUGAGUGAACUGAUCAGAACAGGAAGCAGGAAUUCCUGUGGUAAUGGAUUCUCGAAGCCAUACUUACCGUAUCCUAAUUAUGGACCUGGCCAGAGUGCUCCAAAUGUGCCAUAUCCUAUGGGGCCUCUAAACAUGCCUAUGCCAGGAAUGUAUGGAAACCAUUUCUGAUUUCUGAAGCAUUUGAUCUAAAUACUAUUUUAAAUAUCGUCCUUAGCUAUAGGCAGUUCUUUAACAUAAUAAACAGCUGUAAAAUUUAUAACUUAAAGAUUUUAAACUCUGUUUUUUAAGUACACUACAUGUUGGUGCUUACAUAGUGAAUAUGUGAUUUAUUCAAGAAAUAGAACUCUUAGAUACUAUGAGAUAAUGUAGUUUAAAGUAUCUUAUGCAUAAAUGAUAGAAAAAGUAAAAUUAGGUAAUGUUAAUAAGUUUAGAUGCCUACAGCUUUAAUUUUGUCUGUCAAUAAAACCAUACAAGUCUUGUAUGUAAUUAAAAUUAUUAUAAAAGGUUAUAUUUAGUUAAAAUUAUAGCUCUUUUUUUAUAGAGAAAGUUUUCAAUUAAAGUAAUCAUCAACUUUAAAUAA